Brassicogethes aeneus is the source of this 1940-nucleotide messenger RNA. The record is from the annotation of a GenBank genome assembly. Lineage: Eukaryota; Metazoa; Arthropoda; Insecta; Coleoptera; Nitidulidae.
CACACGUUAAUAAUGGUCUUCAAAAUAAUAACAAAGAAUAAGUUUUUGUAUCAAUAUUUGGCUAGUUUUACAGGAUGUCUGUGUAUCAUAUCGACAGGAAUGCACUACGGCUGGCCCUCACCAGCCCUACCAAUACUUUUAUCCCCCGAUUCUUCCAUAAAAAUAAGCGACGAAGAAGGAGCCAUGAUAUCAACGAUCCAAGAAUAUGGAAACGUUGUAGGGGCCCCGUUGGCAGCGUUCAUCGUCGACAGAAUCGGAAGAAAACUAUGCAUAUUAUCAUCGGCGCCUAUAUUUUUUAUCGGCUGGAUUCUGAUGGCGAAAAUUAAUUCGCUUUCGGUCGUAUACGCGUGCAGAUUUUUCGCUGGGGUGGCUGAUGGUAUAAUAUAUACAGCGUUGCCGAUGUAUUUGGGCGAAAUAACGCAUCCAAGUGUAAGAGGACUAUCCGGGACUUUAUUUCAAGUUUUCUUUGUUUUUGGAUCGUUGAUGUUUAACAUCCUGGGCUCCCUGGUCAGUUUGAGGAUGGCUACGUAUAUCGCAGCAAGUAUUCCUUUGAUACAAAUCCUAACAUUUUCUUUUAUGCCUGAAAGUCCCUACUAUUUGGUCAUGAGAGGAAAAGUGGACGAAGCAGAGGCAAGCUUGAAGACUCUAAACAACGGCGAAGACAUAUCACAUACCCUGAAAGACAUAACAAGUGCCAUAAAUGAAAAGAAGAACGAGAAACCUAAUAGAUGGGAAAUUUUUACGGAACCAUCAAAUCGCAAAGCCAUAUACAUAUCAUUUGGUUUAAGGUUAUUUCAACAGUUCACCGGUAUAACAGCUUUGAACUUCUACAUACAGGAAAUUUUCGUCGAAUUGGACGUACCAAUGGAACCUAGCACCAUAUCCAUAAUUUAUUUCGGCUUACAAUUUAUCAUGUGCUCUUUAGUGUCCAUCGUUAUAGACUCCACAGGAAGAAAACCGCUUCUGUUGUACUCUUUUGGUGGAACAGCCUUGGCUACCAUCACUCUAGCGAGUUACUUCUUUUGGUCGAAGGAUCUCGACUUGAGUGGUUCGAAUAUAAGAUAUAUCCCGAUCAGUGCAAUGUUUUUCUACAUUGUUAUCUACAAUGUGGGUUUAGCCUCAACGCCUAUGCUUACACUAAGUGAAAUGUUUAAUGCUAGAGUCAAGGCAGUGGCUAUUUGCAGUGCAGAUAUUUUCACAAGUGCUUUAAUCAUCUUAGUUUCAAUGUUUUUCCAGUUCACCAAAGACAAUUUUGGAAUCUAUGUUUCUUUUACGACUUUCACGAUUGUCAGCAUUUUGGGAGGGUUAUUCGUUAUAUAUUUUGUGCCCGAAACAAAGGGUAUGACUCUGGAACAAAUUCAGGAUUAUCUUAAAGGUGUGAAGAAGGAGAAAAUUGAGCUGGCUUAAGUAGAAAGGAAGACUGAUUUAUUGUAUAAAUUAUUUAUUUUAAGUGAGAAUGUAUAAUAAAUGAAUGUAACUGAUUUAUAACUUCUUAAUUGGGAUAAGUAUAAUAUACAUAUUAUGUAGAAGUAUCCAUAGAAUGUGUCCCUGAAAUGCCUAUACAAAAUGAUAACACAUAUUACUUUUAUCAAAAUAAUGCGAUUUAACCUAAUUUAAGAUAAAGGGAAUAACUGACUGCAUAAGUUAAAUUUUUGUUUAAUAAUCUUUAAAUAUUUCGCGAAUGCCUUAAAAUACCUAAAAAGUUACACAGAUAUGAGUUUGAUCGCAGCUUCGUCCACUUUACAGCCCGGAUUUGGCUCCUAGCGAUUAUUAAUACAAAGUUUCGCCAUCAAAUAACAAAAUGAUAAACUUGAAAGUUUUAGGGCAAUUUUUUAUAUUUCCCGUUAUAUUACAUAUUUGUUUAACUAUAUUCUUGUACUAAGAAAAAAUCCAUUAAUUUUAAAUUUGUACAAUCUUGGAACGAUAAGCGUAAAACUUAG